Molecule: messenger RNA, 2353 nt
Organism: Acipenser ruthenus (sterlet)
Lineage: Eukaryota; Metazoa; Chordata; Actinopteri; Acipenseriformes; Acipenseridae
Product: interleukin-1 beta-like
Exons: 7
Coding region: 142-990 (282 amino acids)
Biological process (GO): cytokine-mediated signaling pathway; cellular response to lipopolysaccharide; neutrophil activation
Molecular function (GO): cytokine activity
Source: RefSeq, a predicted model, not a curated record
GACAGAGGAACACAAAGCGAAUCCACAGAGCGAUAGCACCGGAACAAACAGAGCACAAUACCGCCAGCAAAGCAAAGCGAAGCGACGCAGCUGCACUGCAAUAUACUUCAUAACGACACACAGCGCCACAUCAGCUUGAAAAUGAGCUACAACACACGCGUAUCUUCUGAAAUGGCAAACGAAAUCGCCAGCGAGAUCUUUGACUUUGAAGCACAACACUGCCCCCUGGUGGAGAAGAGAAUGCAAGAUGAGCGUCCGCAGAAGGUGGGCUGGGUGGGAGACAACGGUCUCGAGUUGCGGGUGUCCGGCUAUGUGCGCUCCAUGAGACAGGCAGUGACGCUGGUCCUGGCCGUGGAGAAGAUGAAGAGACCGCACAGGAAAGCGAUCGGGUCCGAGCUUUCCGACGUAGACCUGCUGAACAUCUUGAUGGAGCACGUGAAUGAAGAGCACGUGAUGCUGGAGGUGAAUCCCGACUUGGAGAGCUUUGAGACCGAGCUGAGACGGCGCCGCUCCGACGAGCCCCACUCGAUAAGCGACUCGGAGAAGAAGGGCUGGGUGAUGAACGAGCUGGAUGGGCGCCCCAUGGAGCUGACAGCCAGCAUGCUGCAGGGCCCCAACAUCUCACAGCAAGUGACUCUGAGCCUCUCCACCUACAUACCGCAGACCCAGCCCGGAUUGGGGCAACCCGUGGUUCUGGGCAUCGGGGGCAAUAAUUACUUCCUGUCCUGCAACAGCCCACACAACUCACCCGUCCUGGAGCUUGAGAAGGUGCAGAAUCGGGAUGAUUUGAAGACGAUCAGCCUGAGCAGCGACGCGACCCGGUUCCUGUUUUACAAGCGAGACAGUGGCAGCACCUCCACUUUCGAGUCGGCUCGGUUCCCCGGCUGGUUUAUCAGCACCGCCAGGAACGUGGACCGCGUGAGAGUGGCCAUGUGUAACGGGAGAGUGUCCGCAGGGCGCGUCACCGACUUCCAGGUGUCGCGCAUUUGACGGGAGGGGCGCGACACGGAGCGACCCACACACCAAACCAAGCGUUAUUUGGUUUAAAUCUAUAUAUAAUGUAUGUACCAAGUACAUCUCUUUAUAAAAGAAAACGGUAAACACUUUGGUGUUCGGUUACCAAUUUCAGGUAGAAGGGGCAUACUUGUCCUACAAAAACAAAACUAUUAUUAUUAUUAUUAUUAUUAUUUGUUUGUUUAAAGGAGGCGUUGCACGGGUUCAGGGGUUUCAAAUUUAGUGACACGGGUAGGGAACUGGUCGGUCAUCCGAAUUGACGGUUCCCUCCUCUUGAAGAGACCGUUUGAACAGCCGUUCAGUGCCUCCUGCAGCUUUAAUGAGAUGACGCAUUUGGGCAAUUAACCCUUUCCGGCAUGACAUAUUAAAAAUAGAAGAGCGGAGGGGAUAAAGUCGAGUUUUUAUCAGUUUUUAUAGGUAACCCUUAAUAAUCAGCAAGGUCAUUUGUUCAAUUAAGUAUUUCAGAGAUCAUUUCGGAACAAAAAUCCGAACGCCAGCUGGUUUGAACCAGAGCCUCGCUUAAUGGGAUCAACGACUUCCAUCCUUGAGAAACGUGCGAUUUAAGGGUUACCUGUCAAACCAGCUGGACUGUGGCUCUCCGGGAGCGGGGGCUGGACACCCCUGUGCCCGCCGUGCCGGAAAGGGUUUUAAUAGCUGAUUUCUACAACCGUUUAAAAUCCUAUUUUUUAAAAAAAAAAAAAAAGUGCAAGCGACGUCUUGUCAAGACACGUUCUUCGCUUUUUUUAAAAUUUGAUUUUACGGGAUGUACCAAGUUGGGAAGAAAGGAGGAGGGGGGCGGGGUCCAGUUAUUAAUGUAAUGAAUUCAUAUUGAAUGUGACCCUGAGUAUAUCUUAAAUAACUGUCUGGAAGCAUUUCCACAGAGGCUGUUGUUGUAUAUGAUAGUUUAGGCUAUUUAUUUAUUUAUUUAUUGAUGUAUUUAUUUAUUUAUUUAUUGAUGGUUUGGGUUUUUUUUUUUUAAGCGAGUAAUGUUUCUUCAGGGCUCUUGAUAUUUUUCUAUCUAUUUAUUUAUAUUUUGUUAUCUAGUUUUUAGGUGACUGACGCUCAGUAUAAAAUUCUGAAUUUACUGCAGGUCCACACUGGGUUUGUUUUGUUCUGUUUUUUACUGCUGAAAAUUGUGGGUGGUUUUAUUUAUUUAUUUUAAAAGACCGUCUCUGGAAUUUAACCUUGAAAGUUAGGAUUUUGUUUUGUAUUCAUAAUUGAUAUAAGUGUGUAAUUUCCUGCCAUUUUAUUUAAAUAUAUGUUGUUAACUUAAUUAUUAUUUAUUUGAUUGUAUUGUCCUGUCGCCUGUGAAUCCAAAUAAAUGAUUGUUUUUAAAAUA